Messenger RNA from Aspergillus tubingensis, 2748 nucleotides. RefSeq names its product alpha-L-rhamnosidase. The coding region runs from base 1 to 2748 and encodes 915 amino acids. Gene Ontology annotation, biological process: carbohydrate metabolic process. NCBI's taxonomy places the organism in Eukaryota, Fungi, Ascomycota, Eurotiomycetes, Eurotiales, Aspergillaceae. The transcript has a single exon. The record is from RefSeq and is a predicted model, not a curated record.
AUGCAAGUUACACGAUGUGGACUUCACGGCUUUCAUGAAGUACUAGGAAUUGAUGUGGACGAGAUCCGCUUUUAUUGGACGAUUGAAACCGACGACAAACAUGCCUCACAGCUCGCGUACCGGGUAGUGUUGAGCACCGACGAGACGGCUGUGCAAGGAGAUGCGACCGAUCAAGCUAAGCUGGCCUGGGAUUCAGGCCGGGUGAUGAGCAAUGAGCAACGUAACAUCAUCUGCAGACCCGAUAAUGGCUUCCAGUCGACUUGCAGCUAUUACUGGAAAGUGACCGUCUGGGAUCAGUCGCAGCGACCCUAUCACAGCGCCGCCAAUCACUUCUUCACAGCCUACCCUCGAUCUCACCUACUGCCUCCCUAUAGCAUGAAUCAGACCUAUAUGCCUCAUACCAGUCUUAUUUUCCGCUCUUGGUUCGAGGACGAGCCGAACCGAUGGAAAGCCGUGUGGAUUGGUGACGGUGGAGACAAACCGAUCUACCUACGCAAGGCCUUCGAUUUGGCGCAGCCCCCAACCCGUGCCAUUCUGUUUGCAUCCGGCCUUGGACAUUUCAACAUGACUGUCAAUGGAGCCCCGGCGUCAGACCAUCGUCUGGACCCCGGCUGGACCAACUACCACCGUCGCGUGCAAUUCACGGCCUACGAUGUGACGGCCCACUUGCGGACAGGUCCUAAUGUGCUGGGCGCGCACCUGGGCAACGGUUUCUAUGCGGGCGACAAAGGGGAUGAUCGGUUCUUCUGGCCCAUGUACGAAGACAACACCUAUGUCCGCUAUGGCAACGAGCUCUGCUUUUUUGGUGAGCUGCAUCUCUUCUACGGCGACGGCACACACACGACGAUGAUUUCGGAUCCAUCCUGGCGCGUCCGUAGAAGCGCCACCAGCCUCGCUAAUAUCUAUGCAUCCGAAAACCACGAUCGGCGACAAUAUCCAACGGGCUGGGACACUCCCGACUUCAAUGAUGCGGAUUGGGCCCUUGCCAAGCCGCUGACUGGCCCUCGUGGUCAUAUCUACUACCAAACUCAGCCACCUGUGGUGUUGCAUGAGACCUUCCAGCCAGUGAAGGUCACAGAGCCGCGUCCGGGUAUGGUCUGCUACGAUCUGGGGCAGAACGCCUCGACGAUGGUGCACAUGGAGGUCGAGGGACCAGGAGGAUCGGAGAUUAUUGUCCGUUAUAGCGAGACGAUCAAAGAAGACGGCACAGUGUUGAUGCCGGAUCCCUUGUUCAAGGAGUUCGAGACUGGCGUGUUCUCUCGUAUUCAUCUGGCCGGGACGGGCGCCACUGAAACCUGGGAGCCUGACUUUAGCUUCACCAGCGCACGGUAUAUCCAAGUGGAAGGGGUUUCUUUGGACGGCAGUGACGGCCGCCCGGUCAUCCGAUCAGUUGUGGGACGCCAUGUCUCGUCGGCUGCCCGCCGCCUGGGUACGAUGCAGACUGACAAGGAAGACGUGAAUCAACUGCUAAACGCCCUAUUCUGGACCUUCAGCAGCAAUCUGUUCAGUUACCACACCGACUGUCCCCAAAUUGAAAAAUUCGGCUGGCUGGAGGUCACGCAUCUGCUGGCGCCAGCCACGCAGUACGUUCGCGAUAUGGAAGCUCUGUAUACCAAGAUCCUCGACGAUAUCCUGGACGCUCAAGAGCCUAGUGGGCUGGUUCCCACCAUGGCGCCCGAGAUCCGCUACAUGUGCGGCCCGCUGCAUGAUACCAUCACCUGGGGAUGUGCCAUAUGUCUUCUGCCCGAAAUUCUGAGAGAGUACUACGGUUCAACACAUGUAGUCGCCAAGGUGUUCCCCGCGGCAGUGCGAUACUUGGAAUACAUGCGUACCAAAGAGCGCCGAGGCGGUUUAAUUGAACACGGACUUGGGGAUUGGGGCCGCGGAAUUGCCUUUGGUAAUAAUCAAGCUAAUAUCGAAACCGCGAUAUACUACCGGUGCCUGCAAUCCGUCGCCAUGAUGGCUCGUGAACUGGGAGAAAUGCAAAAGGCAGAAGAAUUCGAACAGUGGGCCGCUCGGGUCUACGCCCUGUACAACCGUCACUUGCUUGUCACCGACGACGCGUCUCGGCCGUACGCCUACUAUACCUCACUAGACAACUACCCGACCCGCGACCGAGAUGCAGUCGCCCAAGCCAUGGCUUUGCAAUUUGGACUGGUCCCUGAACAGUAUCGCAAGGAUGUGAUGGCUGCCUUUUUGGAUGAUGUAGCAGAUGGGCGCAUCCGUGCCGGAGAGAUAGGGCUGCGGUACCUAUUUAACACCCUGGCUGAUGCAAAGCGACCGGAUUUGGUGUUGCAGAUGGCCCGUCAAGAGGAGCACCCGUCUUAUAUGCGGUUUCUGCGGCGUGGAGAAACAACCCUGUUGGAAUUCUGGCAAGACGAGUGCCGUAGCAAAUGCCACGACAUGCUAGGAACCAUUUAUGAAUGGUUCUACGCAACGGUCUUGGGUCUAAAGCCUACAGGACCGGCAUAUCGUACUUUCGUGGUAGACCCGCCUUACAAUGCCGAAUUCGAUCAUGUCAAGGGUUGCGUGGACUGUCCCUACGGGACGAUUACUAUUGAGUUUAGACGCAACAAGCAGCGUCAGGCCACCGUGAAUGUGCGUGUGCCAUUUGGUACUACCGCGAUUGUUAAGCUUCCCUGCAGCGGCAAGUCUACAAACUAUUUCCGGGAUGGAGAAGACAGUCGGCCAGUGAACGGGAAGGAGGUCACCCUAAGCCACGGCAUGUACUCUAUCAUUGAAUGCUAG